ACUAAUAGGGACCAAAAAAAAAAAAAAAGGAUAAAAAUACAAGUUGUAUAUGAACUAUAACCAAACCAUUGCAUAUAGAAGGUUAACAUAACAAUACAAGCUUGAAACCCAAUUUUGCUUACUUUUCAAAGAAGAUUUAGUAUGGUAUGAAUUUCCAACUCUUGGUAAGCUAAAAGAACCCCAACUCCAUUAAUGCUGCAGAUACCCAGGCUUCCAAGAAAGAACACCAUGUGAGAGCAGUAAAUGCAUUUACUCCAGGUCAUUAUUGGGUUGUUGUUGUUGCUGGUGUUUUACUAAAUGUUUUUUUUUAAGACACGUUAUUGCUUCAUGAAGGCAUAGACAAUAAAAGCAGAAUCCUUUUAUGGAGUUUCGUGGUUUGUUUUUCUUAUUCUGGUUUUCAUGGAGUUUCCUAUUUGGGAGUACUUAUCAACUACAAUCCUCUGAAACCCAAGUGCUUCUACAGCUAAGAAGACAUUUGGAGUAUCCAAAAGAGUUAGAAAUUUGGAAUCAGCAUGGCAUAGAAUUUUGCUCUCUACCUUCUAGUACACAAGUAAAUAUCACAUGCCAGGAAAAUCUUCUUACUGAGCUCAGAAUUCUGGGUGAUAAGCCAUUCAAGGUUAGUGACUUCAAUGGGUUUGCAAUUCCAAAUCAAACUUUAUCAGAGAGCUUCUCCAUAGAUUCUUUCUUCACUACCAUUGCUAGACUCAAUAGUUUGAAAGUUCUUAGUCUUGCUUCUUUGGGCAUCUGGGGUCCAAUCCCAGAUAAGAUUCAUAGAUUGUCUUCUCUUGAAUAUCUAGACUUGGGUUCAAAUUUUCUCUUUGGCUCAAUCCCACCCACCAUUUCUAGAAUGGAAAAGCUUCAAACUCUGAUAAUGGACUACAAUUUCUUAAACGACACCGUUCCGGGUUGGUAUGAUUCAUUAUCUAAUCUGAAAAUUCUAAGCUUAAGGAAUAACAGAUUGAAAGGUCCAUUUCCAUCGUCAAUUGGGAGAAUCACAACUCUCACUGAUCUUACAAUGUCUAACAAUGAGAUAUCAGGGAAAUUACCAGAUCUUGGUAGCUUGAAGAACCUAAGUGUUCUGGAUUUGAGUGGGAACAAAUUAAGUUCCACACUGCCCCAAAUGCCCAAAGGGUUGGUGAUGAUUUUCCUCAGUAACAACUCCUUCUCUGGUGAAAUUCCAAAGCAAUAUGGCCAUUUAAGUGGGCUUCAACACCUUGAUUUGUCAUCUAAUACGCUUAGAGGAAUCCCGCCAACAUCACUAUUCACUUUGCCCAAUAUCAGUUACUUGAAUUUGGCAUCAAAUAUGUUGAGUGGCUCACUUCCAGACCAUCUAAGCUGCGGAAGCAAACUUAGAUUGGUGAGUAUGUCCAACAAUAUGUUAACUGGGGCAUUGCCUUCUUGUUUGAGAUCAGAAAAGAGAGAGGUUAACUUUGAUGGGAACUGCUUAUCCACUGAUAUAAAGCAUCAGCAUAAAAAAUCACAUUGUGAGAAUGUCACCCUGAAGAGCAAACAAUCAAGAGGAAAAAAUUUAGCCAUCUUGGUGGGUGUGAUUCUUGGAAUAUUAGUGCUUAUGUUGGUUCUGGCUUUAGGCUUUCUUGUUCUGUGCAGAAGAUAUUGUCCUAGAGGAUUAUCAGAACAACAUUUAUUGCAUAAAUCAGUGCAGGAUAGCUCAACAGCAGGUUUCUCUACUGAGCUUCUAUCAAAUGCAAGGUUUAUUUCUGAAGCUGCAAAGUUGGGCACACAAGGCCAACCGGUGUGUCGAUCCUUUUCUUUGGAAGAGCUAAUGGAAGCUACAAAUAACUUUGACAACUCUGCCUUUAUCGGUGAAGGUUCAUAUGGGAAGCUUUUCAAAGGAAGACUAGAGAAUGGGAACCAAGUUGCUAUAAGAUGCUUGCCUUUAUCAAAGAAGUUUUCCAUUCGAAAUCUUAAACUCAGGUUGGAUUUGCUGUCUAAGCUCCAACACCAACAUUUGGUAUACCUUCUAGGCCACUGCCUUGGUGAUGGUGGACGAGCCGCUUACAAUCUCAACAAGGUCUAUCUUGUUUAUGAAUAUGUGCCGAAUGGAAGUUUUCGCGAUCAUCUCUGUGAAAAUAGUUCCAGAAAGGUCCUCAAUUGGUCAGAAAGAUUGGCUGUUCUAAUUGGUGUUGCCAAGGCAGUGCACUUCUUGCAUACUGGAAUUAUACCUGGCUUCUUCACCAAUCGACUUAAGACGAACAAUAUCCUACUCAAUGAGCAUGGAAUGGCAAAGUUAAGCGACUACGGUCUAUCCAUUGUCUCAGAAGAAACUGAAAAAUAUGUGGCAAAAGGAGAUGCCACUAAAACCUGGCAAUUGACAAGUAUAGAAGAUGACGCUUAUAGUUUUGGAUUCAUACUGCUAGAAGCAAUAGUUGGACCUUCACAAGCCUCAAAAAGAGAAGCCUUCAUUCUAAAAGAAAUGGGAGCUUUGCAAAGCAAAGAUGGCCAGAAACGGAUAGUUGAACCGGUUGUACUAGCAACAUGCUCUCAAGAAUCAUUGUCAAUUGUGAUUACCAUAAUGAACAAAUGCAUUUCUCCGGAUGCUAGUCGACCUUCUUUCGAAGAUAUUCUUUGGAAUUUACAGUAUGCAGCUCAAGUUCAAGCAACUGCUGAUGGUGAUCAAAGAACUGAGGCUGCAUCAUGAGCUGUGUUUUCAAAUGUUGAAGAAAUUUCUUUGAUUGAGUUAGAAACACUUUUGACUUACUUUGUAGGCUAUGUUAAACAGAGGAACGUGCCUAAAUCUGGGCAGUUUUUACUUCUGAUUAUCAAUAUGUAUGAUUUAAUGUAAUUGUAAUAUAUAAUUUCUAUUUGUAUUAAUCUUUAAUAUUAGUCC
This is a messenger RNA of Ziziphus jujuba (common jujube), 2848 nucleotides long. RefSeq names its product probable inactive leucine-rich repeat receptor-like protein kinase At3g03770. Lineage: Eukaryota; Viridiplantae; Streptophyta; Magnoliopsida; Rosales; Rhamnaceae. Gene Ontology annotation, molecular function: ATP binding; protein kinase activity; protein binding. The transcript has 8 exons. The record is from RefSeq and is a predicted model, not a curated record. Gene Ontology annotation, biological process: protein phosphorylation. Bases 362 to 2659 code for a protein of 765 amino acids.